AUCUCGUAUCCCCACGCACAGUGCUGGAGCAUAACGCUAUGCUGGCGGACAACUGGUCACUUGUCACACAGACUGCGGGAGCUGCGGAGGAAGAAGAUGUCGGUGGCGGUGAAGAGAGGAAUAAGCGCUAAAAACGAGUCCAGAAAAUGUGCGGCGCGGUUCUGGACGCUCUUUCCUCACCUUUUGCUGUGUCUUUCUCUGGUCGCAUAUGCAGCGCUAGGUGCGCUCAUCUUCCGACACAUUGAAGGCGGAAGCCUCUCCAACACCCAAAAGGAGUACCUGAAGUUUUUGGGUGAGAUUGUAAGCACCGUCCAAGACGCAAUCAAUAACGGAUCCUACACUAAUGAUGAUAUAGUGGGGAAAGUGGAGCAGAAGAUGCAGUUUUUCAAAUCCGUAUGGUUCCAGAGACCUGACAGAUGGGAUUUUUUUGGCUCCAUGUUCUUCUGCUGCACUGUAUUCACAACAGUUGGGUAUGGUGAGAUUUAUCCAGUUACCCUGACUGGUAAGGUGGCGUGUGUGGUAUAUGCAAUGGUGGGCAUCCCUCUCAUGCUUUUGGUCAUCCUUGAUGUUGGAGACUUCCUAGCCAUGGUGAUGUCCAGAGCCUACAUUCACAUUCACACCCUUUUCAAAAUUCUCCGCUCCCAUACCUGGUCACCACGGAAGGCUCAGAAGAAAGCAGCAACCUCAAGCCACAGAGAACUGGAGGACGGUACCUUUGUUUUUAGUCAUGACGUAGUGAUCCGUGAGCCCCUUGACAUCCGGCAGGUUCUUCACAGCCAGUCAGAUGUACGGCACAAGUCCAUCCACCUACAAAACAACAAAGAGAUCUUUGAGAAGAUUCUUGCCAGGGAGAAUUUACUGAGAAAGGACCCGCUACUCAGGAGCCUGUCGUGCCCUGAACUAGACCGUCUGCCACCACCACCCAAAGGAUUUGCUAUAUGGGACUUCACGGGGUUAGGAGAUGGAAUGGAAAUGCUGAAUGUACCCUUUGUAUUGAUCCUUUUCAUUGUGUUUGCCUAUAUUUGUUUUGGAGGUCUAAUUCUGCCAUUGUGGGAAACUGAAUUCAUAGACUUUGACCCUUUCUACUUCUGCUUUAUCACACUCACCACCAUUGGUUUUGGUGACAUAGUACCCAAACACCCUAAGUACUUUAUGCUUACUUCACUUUUCAUCAUUGUUGGUAUGGCAAUUAUGUCUAUGGCUUUUAAGCUGAGCCAAACACGAAUUGUAAGUUGUUAUCGCCAGUGCAUCAAAUUCAUCAGCAGAGGAAAUGUGGGGACUCUCAAAAAUUAAAAGAAAGACUUAGUCAUGAAAAGGUUCUCUGCCUCAUGUAGAAGAGUUGUACAAGCUCAAACAGGACCAUCCAGUGAACUCUUUGUGUGGCCUGUUUGGUUGGAAGCAUGAGCAAAAUAGAAAAUGUGCAUGUGCCAGACCCUUCUGUGCAGGGACGUUUUUUGGUUGGUUGGCAAGAUCCCCCAUAUUUCCACUGCUUUGUUGAACCUGUUGUUAUCCUGCAAAUAUACUGUGCAAUGCCAAAUUUUCACUCAAUUUACAUGUUGUUGCAAAGAACCUGAUAUCAUAUAUUAAAACAUGUAAUUCUUCCAAGCCAAACACUUUCUUUUGACAGUUCCACAAGUGUUUUGUUUAUUUAAAUAAAGACUCAGUGUAGGAACAGGGCGUUGACUGACUAUAUAAUAAUAAUAAUAAUAAUAAUAAUAAUAAUAAUAAUAAAAAACACAAGAUAGAAGUUUGGUACUGUAUUCUAGAGGAAAUGCAGAUUCUAAAUUGCUUUAUCUGUUUAGUUAUAUAAGACAGAUAUACCAAACAGUCACAACAUUAGAAGCACUGACAGGUGAAGUAAAUAACUCUGAACCUGCCAUGACCUGAAUAUAGGAUAUUCUCAAACACAGGCAAAACCAGAUUAUAUUUGUAAAAAGUUAGCCUGACCAUGGCUUUUUCUAAACUAUUUGCUGUGUCUAAUGUGUUGGUUGGUGAUCGAUUGAUAGGACAAUGACUGCCCUGUAUCAGGAAACAAAUCAGCCUUUCAGCAGAACAUAAACACAUCUCAUCUCAGCGGAGGAAGAACAGUUUAAGAAAAGUACUCUGCAGCUAGCCUGCCCUGAUACACUUCACUUCCCCUUCUAUUCUCUUUUACUAUGCAUGCAUUUAUUCGGUACUCACGUAUCACAUGUUAUUAGCUGUGUGUUCCUCUCUCCAUCUCCAUUUCACCAACAUGCAUUAGCUAUAUUUAGUACUGUUUUUGUAUCAUGUUUAGCUGUUGCAUGUAUGCUUUACUCAGAUGUAUGUACAUUACAGAUGUACGUUUAGUUCCUCCCACUGCUUUAUUCCCACUCUCUCUCUUCUCUGUCUCUACCUGACUGCCUCUACAUGGAUUCCACCAUAUGACCUGGGUUCUCCUCAAGGUUUCCUUCUGUUAAUAGUGACAUUUCCCAUACCACAAUUAAUUGAAUUGAAUUGAAUUAUUACAAUAAAGAAACUGCAGAGAAAGGAAA
Molecule: messenger RNA, 2513 nt
Organism: Mugil cephalus (flathead mullet)
Lineage: Eukaryota; Metazoa; Chordata; Actinopteri; Mugiliformes; Mugilidae
Gene: kcnk18
Product: potassium channel, subfamily K, member 18
Exons: 3
Coding region: 97-1293 (398 amino acids)
Biological process (GO): potassium ion transmembrane transport; stabilization of membrane potential
Cellular component (GO): membrane
Molecular function (GO): potassium ion leak channel activity
Source: RefSeq, a predicted model, not a curated record